Messenger RNA from Doryrhamphus excisus (bluestripe pipefish), 1703 nucleotides. It is a transcript of the gene hat1, whose product is annotated as histone acetyltransferase 1. Gene Ontology annotation, cellular component: nucleus. The record is from RefSeq and is a predicted model, not a curated record. Gene Ontology annotation, molecular function: histone binding; histone acetyltransferase activity. Gene Ontology annotation, biological process: subtelomeric heterochromatin formation. Lineage: Eukaryota; Metazoa; Chordata; Actinopteri; Syngnathiformes; Syngnathidae.
GUAAUGAAACUACAUCCGGUUUUGCCGGAAUUACGUAACCCGGAAGUGCUCGUGGUUGCGCGGUCUUUUAGGACAACACAGCUCGCCACAACACUGUGCAAGAAAUGGCGGGAGUAAACAACAUGGAGAAGAAACUGGCUGAAUAUAAGUGUGACACCAAUGAAGCUAUUUGCUUAAAGCUAAUUCGAUUUCCAGAGGACGUUGAAGAUGAUGGCACUACUUUUCAUCCAGAGUAUAGCCACCAACUUUUUGGAGAUGAUGAGGUGGCUUUUGGAUACAAAGGUCUUCAGAUACAGCUCUUUUACACAGCCGGGAACCUGAGCACUCUCUUCAAAGUGAAAUAUGUAUCUAAAGUCACUGACACGUUUGACUGUGUUGAGCCAGAUGAUGUGGACGGAAAGAUCCGGGAAAUCGUCCCUGCUGGGUUCACCUGCAACGCAGAUGACUUCAUCACGUUACUCGAAAAAGAGGCCAACUUCAGGCCCUUUGGCACCCUGCUGCACACAUACACGGUCCACAAUGAGGAAGCAGGAGAACUCACAUACCAGAUUCACAAGGCUGACUUGAGCUGCCCGGGAUUCCGCGAGUACCACGAGCGCCUCCAGACCUUCCUCAUGUGGUUCAUCGAGACCGCCAGCUUCAUCGACGUCGAUGACGAUCGUUGGGACUUCUUUCUUGUAUUUGAAAAGUACAAUAAAGAUGGGGAGACCCUCUACGCAACCAUUGGCUACAUGACAGUUUAUAAUUACUACGUGUACCCAGACAAAACCCGGCCACGUGUAAGCCAAAUGCUGAUCUUGCCUCCAUUCCAAGGAGAAGGUCAUGGAGCACAACUCCUGGAGGCGGUGCACAAAUUUUAUUGCGGCAUGCCCAAAGUUCAAGACAUCACAGCUGAAGAUCCUUCUGAGAGCUACGUGACGCUGCGGGACUAUGUGCUGGUCAAGCUGUGUCAGGGCUUGCCGUCCUUUGCUGAGGACAAACUGCACCUGGGCCUGUCAGCUGAAAUGGUGGAAGAGGCGCAAACAAAGCUGAAAAUCAACAAGAAACAUGCAAGGAGAGUGUACGAAAUCCUGCGUCUGCGAGCAACAGACAUGAGUGAUGAUGAGAAAGCAAGAAAGUACCGCUUGGAGGUGAAGAAGAGGCUCUUUGGGCCAUACAGGAAGAAUCAGAGAGAGCUGACAAAGAUGAGGAAGUGCCUGCGUCCCGAGGAGCUGGUGUCCCACUUGGGUCAGAUGGACACUCAGAUGCAGCACCAAGAGCUGGAGAAGAGCUACCAGCUGGUUGUGGAAGACUACCGGAGAAUCAUCGAGAGGCUGGCGACGCACGCCUGAAGGAGAAGAGACCUCGCCAUCCGUGUGUACAAAGCCCUGAACUCGUGCUGCUGUGACCAAUAAAAGAGACACUGGUUAGACGUCAAAUGAAACUGUGAUGGAGGAAUCGUGCAGCUGGGGUGGGGCCACACUUCCUGUUUGUCCCACAUUUGUAAGUUCAUGUUGUGUUUAUAGAUCUCAUUAUUCAGCAUUUCCCUUUGUCCCACUCUUUUGCAGCACUUGAAAUAAAAAAAAGUUAUUUGUAGGUGGCGCUUUGUGCCUUUCUUCGCCAACACUGAUGGAGAGGCUUGAUAUUAAAAGAAGACACCGUACCUCUAAAGUUAGACUUUAGUUUUACAUUUCCUUACUUUUUGUUAUUUUGGUUUUGUUUCU